CUAGACCAGAGAGAGUCGUGGCCGAGGUCUCCACUGUCGGAUAUGAGAUGACUAGCUUCUGUCAUUUCCCACUCCGGCGGCGUGAGAUUGGGCGUCGGGGGAGGAUUCACGAGAGCUUCCGAUGGGAGCAUCAAUUUAUAUCCUUCUAUCCUAAUCUCGCACAAUUAUUUGUUUCUCCAUAUGUACAUAACUUUGUUUCAUAAUUGUGAACAAUUUUGUGUUAGAAAAAAAAAAUCAAGCCAUUAAGUUAAUUGAUUGCAUAAAAGACCAAAUAAAUGGAGCACUCCAUUUUGUAAUAGGGAAGUGGUUUUCGGAUCUAACUCUACCUUCCUUUGAAAGACUAUUAUAAUAUUAUUCCUCUGAAUGUUUUUAGGUUUUACUAAUUGUAACCUAACAAUUGUUAGUUAGGAGAAAAAUAAAAGAAAAUCAAAACCAAAACACGGGCGGAGACGAUUUUAUAUUAUUUUUUGAAAACCAUAUAUUUUUGCUAUCUGUAAAUCUUAUUUUUGGUAAAAGGAAUUGGAAAUUGAGAAUUAGAGAGGAAAAAGGCAGAUAUUAAUAAGAAGAAAAAGAAAGCGGAGGACAGGAAAAGAAAAGAAAAGAAAAACAAAGAGAGGAGGUAAGGGGAUACGUAAAUCUAGACGCCAUAAGCUAAACCUCUCCUCUUUCAUUCCAAAACGAAUACGAAAAGAAUUUUAUUAUAAGUAUCAAACAAACAUAAAUAUCUCCUUUUAAGUUUCCUUUCUUUCCUCUUUGCUCACUCGCUCCUUUCUCUCCCGCACCAAAACCGAUAGUUUUGGGUUCUCUUCAUAUGUCCGAUCCUCCCUAAACAGCUAGGGUUUCGCGUUUCUGGAUUCUCGAUCGAAUUUUACCAGCUCAGGUUUUUCCUCCCCGCCCUUCCCUUCUCCUCCUCUCUCGCCUACUCAUUCUCUCUCUGUAAUCUCUCCCCCUUCUCUCUCGCUCUCUCUCUCUCUCUCUCUCUCUAAAUCUUCUAUUCUUCCGCUUCGCAUCGUUUUCUUCUUCUCCUCUCCUAUCUGUCGCCAUUUUUUCUGCCUUUUUUCCCCCUUCCCGCAUUUGGUAUGCUUUGAAUGACUGGCUGCUGCGGCGAGAAGAAUGCGGAGGGUUCGAUUCGGAUAUCCUCUUUUGCUGGCUGUACCCUCGCGAUGCCAUCGCGUGUGUUUAUAUUGUUGUUGUUCUAUUGGAUUAGUGCUCUCGAUUCUUUUGAUUGUUCUCUUCCUUUUUGUUUGUGGGUCGCGAGCAAUGGCGCUUCAUUUUUCCCGAUUUCCCUCUUAUUCGGUUAUUUGUUCUGUGUGAGAUUUUGUUGCUCUUUGUUUCUCGCUGCUGGAUUGCUUCGUCCAGAAAGCGUGUGCGUGAUUUUGCUUGACCGCGUCGUGUUUAUAGCUCGGUUUCUGCAGGCGUCCCAGGUCUGAGUUAUCCUAGUUCAAGGUUUUCCUGCAUCUUUUUUGCUUUUUUUUUUACCCUCCUGAUUGUUAUAUGAAGCUUACGAUUGAAUGGGAUUCCGUAGCUGCAAUGCCUUCCUGAUCGUUGAUGUUGUUGUGGUGGCCAUUAAACUUGUGGGCUUCUUUUUCUACUUUGAUGAUAUUGUUCUCUGAUUGAAGUUUCCUUUUCGAUUCAUGUUUGGAAUAGGUUGCUCGCGCUGUGAUUAUCAAGGAUUGGUUCUGCAGUAAUACAUAGAGGGGAAGACUGAGGAAUUUUUGAUUCUGGGAGAGGCUUGGAUUUUUGUUUUCUUUCUUCAGUUGUUAGGGUUAGGUUUGCUCAAUUUGAUAUUCGUAAGCAAUUAUGACAAACAGAUGGGCUGAUUCUGUUGGUAGCUCUGUAUCUGACAACAAUUCUGGCCCACGUACUGGUCGUGCUGCCUAUGUUCCACCGCACCUUCGCAACAGGCCACCGUCAGCUGAUCCUGCAGCUCAGCCUUCUGCUGCACCAGCACCAGCUAAUGACCGUGUAGGUUAUGGUGGACCACCCCGCUGGGCUGGGGGUGCUAGACCAGAUCCGGGUAGAGGAGGAUCAGGGUAUGGCGGCAGAAAUGCAGGUGGUUGGAAUAGUAACACGGGUGGUUGGGAACGCGGCAGAGACCGUGAGGUGAAUCCAUUUGGUGAAGAAGAAGAAGAAGAUGCAGAGUGUGCAUCCAGUGGACAAGAGACAACAGGAAUUAACUUUGAUGCAUAUGAAGAUAUACCUGUGGAGGCAAGUGGAGAUAAUGUACCUCCUCCUGUAAAUACCUUUGCAGAGAUAGACUUGGGUGAGGCUGUAAAUGCAAACAUAAGAAAAUGCAAGUAUGUGAGGCCAACACCAGUUCAGCGUCAUGCAAUCCCCAUAUUGCUUGCUGGGCGUGACUUGAUGGCCUGUGCUCAGACUGGUUCAGGAAAGACUGCUGCCUUUUGCUUCCCAGUCAUCAAUGGGAUAAUGCGUGACAAUUUUCCACAGAGACCACGUGCUCCUAGAACUGCUUUCCCGCUGGCUCUUAUCCUCUCACCUACAAGAGAACUCUCUUCUCAGAUACAUGAUGAAGCCAGGAAGUUUGCUUAUCAAACUGGUGUCAGAGUUGUUGUUGCUUAUGGUGGGGCGCCGAUUUCGCAACAGUUGAGAGAACUUGAAAGAGGAGUUGAUAUUCUUGUAGCAACUCCUGGAAGAUUGGUAGACUUGCUUGAGAGGGCUAGGGUGUCCUUGCAAAUGAUCAAAUACUUGGCACUUGAUGAAGCUGAUAGGAUGUUGGAUAUGGGUUUUGAGCCUCAGAUCAGAAAGAUCGUGGAACAAGUGGACAUGCCCCCAUCUGGGAGGAGACAGACAAUGCUUUUCAGUGCCACUUUUCCUAAAGAAAUACAGAGACUUGCAUCAGACUUUCUGGCAAAUUACAUAUUCCUGGCUGUUGGAAGGGUUGGGUCUAGUACUGAUUUGAUUCUUCAAAGAGUUGAGUAUGUUCAAGAUGCUGACAAGAGAAGCCAUCUUAUGGAUCUUCUUCAUGCGCAGAAACAAAGUGAAGCUAAUGGCAAGCAAUCCUUGACAUUAGUGUUUGUGGAAACUAAGAAGGGAGCUGAUUCCUUGGAGUACUGGUUGUGCCAGAAUGGCUUCCCUGCUACAACAAUUCAUGGUGAUAGAACUCAGCAGGAAAGAGAACUUGCACUGAGGUCAUUCAAGAGUGGAAGGACGCCGAUCCUAGUGGCAACCGAUGUGGCAGCUCGUGGCCUCGACAUACCACACGUGGCUCAUGUUGUCAACUUUGACCUCCCCAACGACAUCGAUGAUUACGUCCACAGAAUAGGCCGUACCGGAAGAGCUGGGAAAUCUGGCCUGGCUACGGCUUUCUUCAACGACCACAACAUCUCGUUGGCGAGAUCCCUGGUCGAGUUGAUGCAAGAAGCCAACCAAGAAGUUCCCAACUGGCUCGUCAGAUACGCUUCGCGAGUCUCUUACGGCGGAGGCAAGAACCGACGAGGUGGAGGAGGGCGGUUUGGAUCUAGGGAUAUCAGGAGGGAAGGAGGGUCCUUCAGCAGGGGUGGUGGUGGUGGAGAUUAUUACGGUGGAGGGAACAGUGGUGGUUAUGGUGGUAUGUCUGGAGGUUACGGCGGCGGCGGAAUGGGUCCUGGUGUCACCAGUGCUUGGGAUUAACCGAUGAUGAAGAAGAAUAUCCUUGAGGUGGCCGUGAUUGUUGUUUGAGGAAGUACAUGGGACCUUACAUGUCCUCGAGCUUGGCGUUUCUCAAGUAUGAAGAAGAAAUUCUGGGUCUCUUUUGUAGUAGUGGCCUUUAUUAGGGUUCUCUAACAAUGGACGAGUUGUGUAUUUUUGAAGUGUUUGUUAUUUUUUGGGAGAUGAACAGAGUGGGUUUCCAUUAUAGUCUUAUGAUGAUAUUCCCCCCGACUGGAACUGAAUUUGUGCCUGUUAGUUUGGUGUAGUGUUGAACCAAACUACUAUAUGGAACGGAAAUUGUUAGCCCACUUCACCAAAGAUAUUCUCUCACACAAAUUUUUUUUUUUUUGGGAGAGUUUCAUUACAAUUUUGACCGUGGGAUGGAUGUACACCCUUCCAUGUAUCUUUUUGUUAUCACCAUAAUCUCCCAUGUAUAUAUGUUCUGCAUUUUAUUUGUCGUUCCUUAACUCCUCUUUUUAUGUGCUCUACAAUGUUAGUGGAGCAUAACGAUUAAUAUGUUCUGGUUGUUUUUUCUAUAAGUUUAUGUUUUUUUAUGUGCAACUAAAUGUUAGCACGACAUAACGAUUUGGUUUGAUGCCUCGAGUAAUCGGAAUAUUUAGGGAUUAAAUUUCCUUUGAAGUUAUUGAUGAGCCUUGAAGCGAAUUUCAGUGGGUGGAUCGAUUGAAGUGGGGAUGUUCGGGUUUUCAUCAUCACUGUCGAAAAUCCAAUAAUGAAUUGGUGCAUUAUAAUUUAUAAACAUAAAUAUUAUAAUUUUAUAAACAGAACCAUUAAUAAUAUUACAAUUGUAUAGUAAAUUAGUAAUUCUAAUAUAUUGGUAACAAGUAAUUAUAUAUGACAAGUAUAAGCCAUUAUUUUACAGAAACUGAAGCUACUUAAAGAUAAUAGAAGUGAUUUUCAAAAGUAAGAAUACCAUUUAAAGAAAUUAAUUCACAGCUA
Linum trigynum is the source of this 4605-nucleotide messenger RNA. The record is from the annotation of a GenBank genome assembly. NCBI's taxonomy places the organism in Eukaryota, Viridiplantae, Streptophyta, Magnoliopsida, Malpighiales, Linaceae.